UUGAAAGAGUCGAAGCAGCCGUCGUGGGGUCACCAAAUAAAUUAUGUCAAACGGACCACAGUGGCCGAAAGCCGAACGCAAACCCGUUGAUUUCGAGGGCUCCUCGAGGUGUAUUGCAUUGCGGGCGAACUUUUAAAACGGUUAUAUAAUAUGUCCGAGUAGCAUCGGAGCCUUGUGCGUGGGUGCAGUGAACGUGUCUACACCUGUGCACGAUAUUUAACAGAGUUAUGCUGACGCCGCCGCACCAGUUGGGCAGAAGAUAGCGUGGAAAUGGGGAUGAAGCGUUGCGCGGUUGAAAGCGGAGUGCAGGUCGAUGCGGUGAGCGGAAAAUCCUAUUGAAGUAGAAAAACAAAAAAAAAAAAAAAAAAAAUAUACCUUAAAAGACAAAGAAAAAAAACAAUGAUGACCGCCAUGGCUAGACUUCCGUGCAAGCAAACCUUGCCGUCGCAGCAAUCGGGUGUCAAUAGCUUUGGCACCAGGGGAUACUGGGACACGCAGGUCAUGCAGCCGACACAAACAGCCCAAACGAAUCAGCAACCCCAGCUGGCGACAACGCUCUACGUCAGAAGUAACCGUCACCAGGGUGAUUACGCGGGAAAGAGGAAAAGCGCUGUAGAGCUGCUUCAAGAAUCCAAGGCGUUUUACGUGAAGAGCGAAACGGUUUUGGAUAGGAAACAGGAGCUGAAAAACAGCGGUCACCUUCAAGUUUCACAGUUAACCGCGCCCGGGGCACCACCGCGACUUUUGCGGAAGUGUAGCAACGCCGGAACCUGUACCAUUCAACCGACUUCUCCACAACUUCCAACACCACUGACACCCCCGUGCUGUUGGUCUAAUUGUCACGACCAGGAUAGACCUGACGGAUUAUUGAGCCCACAAAGAUCGCUGCCACCGCCCACGUUGCCGCCGAAAAGUCCUCGACUAGUCCCAGUCCCUCAAAGACGCACAAUAUCCGGUCCUCCCAGUGGCAACGGAAGUGACCAGUUGCAAACGAAGCUUAGAAGGCUUCUAAACACUGACAGCAAAGAGAAUGUUUUCUUUCCCGAUACGGCACCACCUUCGUCGCCACUGGCUCAAGCUGCGAGGGAAGACAAGUUCAGAUAUUCACCUGGAGGUCCGGGGUCCGUCAGCUGUAGAGAAGAUGACCGCAACUUGCAUGGGGCACCACUCGAUAUUUGCUUCAAAUUUGGUAGAAGCAAUUCUCACUCCCAUUCGGCCGGAAGGUCUGGAAAGAAAUCAAGCAAUUCGUUGCCUGCUGAAACAACCGUGUGUCACAAGUCACUUCCUGAUCUUCACUGUACCAGUACGAGAAGUCGUGCAUCUCUAUCUCCACAUUCGCCAUCAAAGUCAUCCUCUAAACCAUCAGCACCCGGGCAACAACAAACGAUUAAUAACUGCCCAGAUUGUGAAACUAGCUCAGAUUAUUCGGAGCAUAGCUUCAAACGAGAUGCCAGCUGCUACCAAAGUUCUAGGCAUAUUAAACGGUCUUUGGGCUCAGGAGGUGCAGAUGCAAGUAGCGUGUUGUCAUCUGGUGGUCGAACCCAGAAAUCUUCAGGAUCAAGCAAAUUGAGUCAUGGAGCAACGGCAAGAGAUUCUGGUGGCUCUUCCGGUCACUGUACGCAUCGCAGCGAGCCUCCACCUAGAAUUCAAGACUGCUGGAGUCAUAUUCGUAGAGACAGUGGAGCUUCGACACAACAUUCCACAGAGAAAGAUAGAUCAAGAAAAAGUAGUUAUGGAAGUUGCACGCCGCAAUCUAUGGUGAGACCAUAUACACCAGAUUCGGAAAGCAGUAAUAGUCAAACAGACUUAAGCCCAACACGAAACUCAAGGUUUUCAGAUACUUGGAAAGAAGAAAGGGGCAGACCAAUAUUGCGAUCGAAGUCAGAUAUCAGCGACCGCUACUGGCGACACGAUAACAUUCGUUCAAAUAAAUCAACACAUCCAACCCGUUCAGUUGCACAGCUUGAAAUUUUUUUCGACCGCCUUGGUCUAGAUUCAGACAAUUAUCAUCGAAUUACCGAACCAGAUUCAAAGUCCUCUUCCCCAGUUUUCUUUGAUAGCGUUAGUUCCGUCGAUUCUGCACUGGGAAUGUACUCAUGGGCUGGUAACAAUCAAACAAAUCAGUGGCAAAAUAACAAUUGCAGCAUUGGAAGAGGAGGAAAUGAUGAUUGCAAUCAGAAGCCAAGUGAUCCACCGAGCAUAGUGGAACGUAAUGCCAGGAUCAUUAAAUGGCUUUGCCAAUGUCGGAAAGUGCAAUUUGGUUACAGUUAAACCGGUUGACAGCCAAUACAUUUUU
Messenger RNA from Diprion similis, 2296 nucleotides. RefSeq names its product serine/arginine repetitive matrix protein 2. The record is from RefSeq and is a predicted model, not a curated record. Bases 400 to 2271 code for a protein of 623 amino acids. The transcript is spliced from 8 exons. NCBI's taxonomy places the organism in Eukaryota, Metazoa, Arthropoda, Insecta, Hymenoptera, Diprionidae.